This is a messenger RNA of Lingula anatina, 2576 nucleotides long. RefSeq lists its product as uncharacterized. The record is from RefSeq and is a predicted model, not a curated record. Gene Ontology annotation, molecular function: zinc ion binding; aspartic-type endopeptidase activity; hydrolase activity, acting on ester bonds. NCBI's taxonomy places the organism in Eukaryota, Metazoa, Brachiopoda, Lingulata, Lingulida, Lingulidae. Gene Ontology annotation, biological process: proteolysis; DNA integration.
UGAGCACUGUGGUAAGAGGAAGUCCUGAAGCAGCAGUGCGAGGGGAGAGUGAGGAGUCGGGGUCAGUAUCAGACAGCAUACUGAGGACUCCCACUGAGUCAAUGGAGGUGGACACACCUUCGAGUCCGGUGAGGAAGUCACCGAGGGCUACCCUUACCAGCUGGGGUAGUGAAAUGGACUUGUGUGAAAAGAUAACCUAUGCUGAGGCGGUCAAGAAACCAAGUCCGAGUGGUGUGGUAGUGACACAGAGUCGAGACAAGUCAAGUAAGACUGGGGGCUCUUACCAACCACGGCCUAAGAGUCGAGUAUGGUUAGUAAAGAAGACCAAGGACUCAACAACAAGGCAGGAUGCACCUCCUAAGGGACCUUCAAAAUUCACCAAGAAGGAUGAGGAAAAAAGGUGUUUCCGAUGUAAGAAAGUAGGGCAUGUGGCUCGGAAGUGUCCAACUCUGUCCGAGGAAGAAAGGUGCUUCAGAUGUUCAGAGCUGGGGCACAUAGUCAAAGAUUGCCCACUUUCAAGGAAAGCGGCCAAGGACAGGAAAGAAGUGUCUAAGGCGAGACGAGAUGACUCCAGGGGGAGUUCAUCGGGCAGGCGUGAUGACUCCAGGGGGAGUUCAUCCUAUAAACCUGCGACAAGUGGUCUCGAGGAGCUGGGUACAUGGGCCCAUGCUAAGAGAUCGAGGCAGAGUAGUAGCUCCAGUCAUGGAGGAGUUACUAGUGCCGUGGCCACAGGAAUUAGUGCGCCGAGUCCUGACUUGUGUCCUAUUUUUGGAUGCAAUAGUCAGUUAACGGAGAAACACGCAUGGAACAAACAUAUCCCUCCAGUGUUUCAUCCCGUGUUCGACGGCAAGGGGAUGGAAAAGAGAAGAUUUUUGGCCCUUAAUCUUCUAGCCACCCAGCUAUUUGGAAUGAACGCAAAUAUGGACAGGUUAUGUCAAGCCUGCGAUGUCAUGGACCAGGGAGAUCGGGAGAUAGCUCCGAGUAGGAAAGAGGGUGUGGACAGCUUCAUCCACGGCCUGGGGUUGUCAGGCGAGUAUGCCCUCAGAGUGGGAUCUCUCCUGUUGUGGAAGCCUUUGCUAAGCCUAAUAGCGAAAUUAUGGCCGUCAGACCUGGAGGCGUAUAGGAACACAUGUUCCAUAGAAGAGGAGGAAGAGCUGUCUAUUCCUAAGCCUCCAGUAGGAUACGACAGUCACUGUCACGUAGAUCGUGUACGCCAGCACUUGGAGUUACCAACAACAGCUGGGUUACGGGAGGUCAUCGAGGCCAAGCAGGUGGAUGACAAGGAGAUAACAGUGUCAGGGGCCACUGUUAUAUUCUGCGACCCAGCAACCUACCCAAGUGCUGAGGAGGUGGCUUCUCUGAAGGCAGAGGGAGCCGUGGUGUCUGUGGGUUGGCACCCCAGACACGAGUUUGACCCAGAGGGCUGGGCGAAGUUUGAACAGACAGUAAGCAACCCAGAGGUGUCUGUUCUGGGUGAGAUUGGUGUAGAUUACACUACCUCAUCGUGGCAGUGGGAAGCUCAGUUUGAAGUCCUGGAAAGAGCUCUUACAUUAUUAAGAGAAGACCAGGUACUGGUGCUCCACUGUCGAGGGCCCAAGGAUGACUCAGCUGGUGAUUUGGUUUGGAGACAUGUUUUGAACAUUCUUCGAUUAGCUGAGAAUGUGAAAAGUGAUCAGUUAAUACACUGUCACUGUUUCACGGGGUCAAGGAGGAUGGUAGAGAAGUGGGUACAGUAUUUUCCCAAUACUUACUUUGGAGCUACUGCCAUCUUCAGGACGUAUACGGAUACGUCGAGGAGUAGGAGAGCGAUAGAAAUGUUACAGUGGAUGCCUGCAGGCAGGUUAUUGCUGGAAACUGAUGCCCCCUACUUCGGAUUUCCGACGAGGAGUAAGUCCACUCCAGCUUUCCUGGGGAAAGUAGCGGAAGUCGUCGCAAAAAUUCGUGGGUGUGACUGGGAAGAUAUUCUCAAGAUCACCGAGGAGAAUGGGCGUCGGUUAUAUCUAGACCGACUGGGGCCCAGUGUGGAGUAAGAACACCACGACGCUGGCCAGGAGGGGUACGACCUGGUCAGGAGAAGAGGCUGGAAGGAGUAUUCCUAGUGAUGAGUACCGUGUAUUGAUUCCUUGGCUGGUCAGCUUGGGCUGAUCGAGAAGCGACAAGGGAUCUGGUAGAGAGAACAGAGUGGGCGGUCCUUGGCUGGGUCAGCAUGGGCUGAUCGAGUAGUGAUACAAGGAUCGUAAGAAUGUGUUGUUGGUGUCGGAUUGUAAUGACUACCUCCAAUCCAGAUAAAGUGGGGAGGAGUGUAGUGAUCCGGCAUCGGUGUGUGGCUUGUCUUGGCCUCGAUCCGAGUCGAGGCUGAGUGUCAGUUUGGGAGAAACUCGAUAGCUGUAAGGAGUGGGUUACAGCGAGGAGCACUGAGAACAAAGGGCGACGCCAUUACUGUGAAGCAAGAUAGAGAUAGAGGUUGGAAUCCUGAUUUCUAGUGGUUAUCUAUAGGAAAGGGAUUUCGUUACUGCUAAGGUAAGCAGAUUAUUGGUAGAAAUAUCCGGAGCUAGAGUUGAUUAGCGUAAGGGAUU